Molecule: messenger RNA, 1431 nt
Organism: Penicillium robsamsonii
Lineage: Eukaryota; Fungi; Ascomycota; Eurotiomycetes; Eurotiales; Aspergillaceae
Product: benzoate 4-monooxygenase cytochrome P450
Exons: 8
Coding region: 1-1431 (476 amino acids)
Molecular function (GO): iron ion binding; heme binding; monooxygenase activity
Source: RefSeq, a predicted model, not a curated record
AUGUUGAGCUUUGAUCCCGCCUAUCUUGGCAUUGGAUUUGCAACACUCACCGCCGCAAUCUUGACUUGGACGGUGAUCUACUAUUGCGUGUUCCACCCACUGGCCAAAGUUCCUGGGCCUUGGACUGGAGCGGUCUUUCCUGUGAGAUUUGUUUCUGGUCGAUGGGCUCAUUUUUCCGCCGGAAAUGGAAUUCAGACCUACAAGGACUACAUACGCGUUAUGGUUGGCGGGAACUCUCGUAUAGGUCCUGAUGCCUAUUUUCCCAAAGACGGCACGAUGCACCUGCUGUUCUCCAUGAUAACCAAAGCGGCCAAUCUCGGUACAAUUGCGGAUUAUUCCGAGCACAAGAGAUUAAGGAAGCACCUCCACCCUGCCUUCACUUUGAAUGCUGUCUUUAAGCAGGAAGGCCUGAUGCGCCUUCAUAUGGACCAGGCUUUAGAGAAGAUCGCCAAGGUGAACGGGCCCGUGGAUUUGACUGAAUUUUCUGGUAUGCUCGCUUGGGACUUGAUAGGUGAUUUAUCAUUUGGAGAGCUUCUAGUUCCCGAAAAGCGUGGAAGACUAUCCUCCCUGGUAGAGUUGUGGGAAAGAACCUUUCCCUUCCUGGAAGGCCUGAAUCAUAUUAUUCCUAAUGUCGAGGAAGUUAUGAAGCUGGCUUGUCGUCUAAUGCCCCCGGUUACACUUCGAAGUGUCUUGCCUAGUACAGCAAUGAGAAAAUAUAUUGAUCGACAAGAUGGCCGAUCUGACUUUCUUACUUUGAUCAUGGGCGAGAAUGGGUCUGGCAAGUCAGACCUACAGUUGAGCUACGAUGAGCUACAUAGCAACGCCACUCUUUUGGUAGUUGCUGGGUACAAAACAACCGAGACAUCCCUUUCCGCUAUCUUUUACCAUCUUCUAGCAAACCCAGAGACUUUGCAAGAGCUUCGAAGGGAACUUCACAGUCAUUUCAAAAACAUAGAGGAGAUUACAGUUGCCAAGUUAAUAUCACUGGACUAUCUCAAUGGCUGUGUAAACGAGUCGCUUCGUCUUGCGCCCCCAUUUGCUGGAAAGGUUGCGUGUCGCCGAUGUCCUGGUGUGGAAAUGGAAGGGUUCUAUGUCCCGGCUGGAACGGAGGUUUAUACAGACCUAUACUCAAUGCAGAGGAAUGUCAAGUAUUGGCAUGCCGCUAAUGAGUACCGCCCGGAGAGGUGGUUCCAGCGAGAUGAGGGGGGUCUCUACGCGAAUGAUGCGCAUGAAGCAUUCAAACCGUUCGGCUUGGGACCACGGAUGUGCAUUGGGAAGGAACUGGCUCUGCAGACUCUGAGACUCACAACUGCCUUAGUGGUUUACCGCUUUGAUCUUGCGAUGACAAAUCAGGAUGAGUUUGUGUGGGAUCGUGACGCUGCAUCUGGGCUAGGAUAUGCUAAUUACCGUGUAAUAGCCCAUGUUAAUUAG